Messenger RNA from Puntigrus tetrazona (Sumatra barb), 2100 nucleotides. It is a transcript of the gene nebl, whose product is annotated as nebulette. Gene Ontology annotation, cellular component: focal adhesion. Gene Ontology annotation, molecular function: actin filament binding. The record is from RefSeq and is a predicted model, not a curated record. Lineage: Eukaryota; Metazoa; Chordata; Actinopteri; Cypriniformes; Cyprinidae. The coding region runs from base 16 to 1071 and encodes 351 amino acids. The transcript is spliced from 7 exons.
CAGUCUCAGCGGGUGAUGUUUGGUGAAAUCUCACGCGUCUUUGCUCCGGUUCCCUCACCGCGAGAAAAGCAGCACGCUGAUAAACACUCGCGAGCCACGCGAUUUAAAGCCCUGCGACAUAAACUCGCCGCGUGCUGCGGCAACACCGAUAUUUCCCAGAUAUUUUACAAGCUGGUGGAUCGUCGGAGCGACCGGAGAAGUUAUGCUAUUUUCCCGGAUCAUCGCGACAGCUUAAAAAAAAUGAAUCCUCAUUGCGCGCGCUGUGGGAAAAUUGUCUACGCCACAGAGAAAGUGAACUGCCUGGACAAGUAUUGGCACAAAGGAUGCUUCCAUUGCGAGGUGUGUAAAAUGACUCUCAACAUGAACAACUACAAGGGAUAUGAGAAGAAGCCCUACUGCAACGCGCAUUAUCCAAAACAGACCUUUACAAUUGUGACAGACACCCCUGAAAACCUACGGCUGAGACAGCAAAGCGAGCUCCAAAGUCAGGUCAAGUACAGGAAGGAUUUUGAACAGAGUAAGGGUCGCGGCCUCAAAUUUGUCUUGGAUACUCCAGAGCUACAGAGACUGAGGAAGGCCCAGGAUCAGAUCAGUAAUGCAAAGUAUCAUAAGGAUUUUGAGGUGUCAGGUUUGCACGGGUUCACUCAGGGAACGCGCGGGACGUACCUGGUACGGGCUCAGAUGACACCCAACAACGAGACGGUGGGGAACAGCACACACAAAGGGGUUCACCAGUACAUCAUGGAGAUGGAUCGAAGACCUGGCGUCAUUGUGGCACCUGUUCUCCCCGGUGCGUACUAUCCCAGCGGCCACAGCCACGGGCACAGCUACAUGCAUCAGACAAGCAUGCAUUCACUGAGGUCCAUGCAGCUCAGGUCACAACACGUGAGCAUGACUGUGUACAGGGCCCUGUAUGACUACACAGCGCAGGAUUACGACGAGGUGUCGUUCCGGGACGGUGACAUCAUCCAGAACGUGCAGCCGAUCGAUGAAGGCUGGAUGUAUGGAACGGUUCAGAGGACGGGGAGGUCGGGCAUGCUGCCCGCUAACUACGUGGAGGGCAUGCGCUAGUGGUCUCACUGAGCCUCAAAUCAAACACUAUAUGUGAAUGGUCACAGGUACAGCUCUAUUUUAAUAGUGCGGAUCGUCCCACUUUGUAAGUGUUUAUAAUGUUACAUUUCUCAUUUUGAGUUACUCUGAAUGUCCAGUGUAAGUGAACGCACACUACUGUUCAAAAGUUUGGCAACUGCAAGAUAUAUUUACUCAUGCAUUUAUUUUUAAAUGAGUACUUGAAUUAAAUACACUUUAUUUAAGGUGUCCUUGUUACAGUGUAAUUGUAAUAAAUAUGAAUUCAUUACAUGUACUGAACUAUAUGGUUAUGGUAAUUAAUGCAUACAAUUAUGCAUCAUUUAUUGUUAUUAUAAUACUAUGUACAUGAAACGUAUGCAACAAGGAAACCUUAAAAUAAAGCUUUUAUUUUGCAAGGAUGAAAUAAUUAUAUCAAGUGACAGUAAAUGCAUUACAUUGCUGUAAAAUACUUCUAAUUAAAAUAAAUUAGGAUCUUUUCAGAUUUCAGAACAACAACAAAAAAAAAAUCCUAAAAAUCAGUUCCUACAAAAACACGAGGUACCGUUUUUCUACAUUGAUAAUAAAAAUGAAUGUUUCUUGAGCAAUACAUCAGCAAAUAAAAUGAUUUCUGAAGGAUCAUGUGACACUGAAGACACUGAAUGUUACAUUCAAAAUAUUAAUAUAGAAAACAAAAUAUUAAAUGGGUUACUUUAUUUCACAAUAUUACAAUUUUACUGUAUAUUUUUUAAUCUUCUUCCAAGAAAAAUUAAAAAAUCUUGCUACCCAAACUUUGGAAAGGUAGUGAAUAACAAUAAACAGUUUUGUAUCAACAUAGCAUUUACGUUGAGAUAAAUGUUAAAUGUACAAGUAAAGAGGAUUUUCUCACCUAAAUAUGAAAGAGUGCAUUAUUUUUCACAGCAUGUUGCCUUGUAAAACAUGAAUAUUUGUGUAUGCUGUUCUGCACAAUGUAAAUUAAAUGUUCCACUAUAACAAAUCGUCUUCCUGCAUUAAAACAUUUUACCCACCACUCAA